This is a messenger RNA of Impatiens glandulifera, 3142 nucleotides long. Its product is annotated as receptor-like protein kinase FERONIA. The coding region runs from base 232 to 2919 and encodes 895 amino acids. The transcript has 2 exons. The record is from RefSeq and is a predicted model, not a curated record. NCBI's taxonomy places the organism in Eukaryota, Viridiplantae, Streptophyta, Magnoliopsida, Ericales, Balsaminaceae. Gene Ontology annotation, molecular function: protein kinase activity; ATP binding. Gene Ontology annotation, biological process: protein phosphorylation.
ACUUAUUUUUUACAUAAUCUAGAUUUCUCUCUCUAGAUUCUCUCUCUAGAUUCUCUCAAUUUCUAGACUGUAAUCAUCUUCAAUCUCUUCAUAAUUGAGCUGUAUUCUUCAUCUCUCUAUACAAUCCAGUGGAUUAAGAAGCAUUCGGAUCUCGGUUAUGGUUGUCUGAUUAUGGCUUGAGCUGCUCGAAUCGUUGCUAUAAGAGAAACUCGCAGCAAUUUGUCUUUGACGAUGGAUAAAAUCUACGCUUCCUGGACGAUUAUGUUGAUAUUUGUUCCAUUGGUACUGCAAAUCAUUGUUGUAUUAGGAGCUGAUUAUGUUCCAACUGAUAAGAUUCUUCUAAGCUGUGGAUCGAAUUCAGAUGCAACAGAUUCCGAUGGUAGAAAAUGGACUACAGAUGUUGGAUCGAAGUUUGCAUCUCCGAAUGGAAAUGCAUUAGCAUCAACAGCUUCUACUCAAGAUCCUUCGGUUCCUUCAAUUCCUUACUUAACAUCUCGAAUAUUCAAGUCAAACUACGUUUACAGUUUCCCUGUUGCGCCUGGUCGUAAAUUCAUCCGACUUCAUUUCUAUCCAUCUUCAUACUCGGGUCUAAACUCCACAAACGCCAUAUUCUCAGUAACUGCUGGACCGUAUACACUUCUAAAGAACUUCAGUGCAGCACAAACAGCUGAAGCGUUGAAUUUCGCUUUCAUUGUGAAAGAGUAUUCCAUCAAUGUGUUAACCGAAUCUAUAAACUUAACCUUCACCCCAUCUACUACUAUCCCUAAUUCAUAUGCUUUUGUAAACGGAAUUGAAGUCAUCUCCAUGCCUGAUAUCUACAAUACAGCUGAUGGAACCACCUCACUCGUCGGCCAAUCUGCACCCUUCAUCAUAGACAAUAGUACUUCUCUCGAAAAUGCUUACCGACUGAACGUGGGUGGAAACGAUAUUUCACCUACAGGUGAUACAGGUCUUUAUAGAUCAUGGUAUGAUGAUUCUCCUUAUAUUUUCGGGGCAGCUUUCGGGGUUACAUUGUUUAAAGAUGUAAAUCAAACCAUCGCGUAUCUUUCGGGUACACCUACUUAUGUUGCGCCCUUAGAUGUUUAUUCCUCGGCUAGACUUAUGGGUCCGAAUCCGAGCAUCAACCAAAACUAUAACUUGACUUGGAUAUUCACGGUGGACUCAGGGUUUGCUUAUCUGGUUAGGCUUCAUUUCUGCGAGAUCGAUCCCAAUAUCACCAAAGUAAACCAACGGGUAUUCAAUAUCUAUAUCGGUAACAGAACUGCGCAAAAUGCGGCUGAUGUUCUCGCUUGGUCUAGAACCGACGGUGUUGCUAUCCAUCAAGAUUACGUCGUUAUAGUUCCUUCUGGCCCUCCGCAACAAGAUCUUUGGCUUGCAAUGAAUCCUAAUACCGCCUCGAAGCCCCAAUUCUACGACGCGAUCUUGAACGGAGUCGAGAUUUUUAAAGUCAACGACACUUCGGGGAAUCUGGCUGGCCCGAAUCCUAUCCCCGCCCCGAAACAAGAGAAAAUUGACCCGUUGAUUCCCAUUGGCCGAUCUGGAGCUCGUAAUAAUAGAAGCGCGGUGAUCGGGGGAACUGUCGUUGGAGGGAUAGUGGCGCUUUUUCUCGUAGUCUUGCUCGUUUGCUUCAUUUCUCGUCGUCGUAAAAAUGGGAAGUUUUCGAGUCCGAGUGACGGACCCUCUGGUUGGCUUCCUUUGUCUUUAUACGGAAAUUCGCAUACUUCAGGUUCUACCAAAACCAACACCACCGGAAGCAUUGCAUCUUCUAUACCGUCAAACCUAUGCCGUCACUUUUCAUUCGCCGAAAUAAAAGCUGCCACGAAAAACUUCGACGAGUCUCUAAUCCUCGGUGUAGGAGGUUUCGGGAAAGUGUACAAAGGUGAAAUAGAUGGCGGAACUAUGAAGGUGGCUGUUAAGAGAGGAAAUCCUCUUUCGGAACAAGGCGUUAACGAAUUCCAAACGGAGAUCGAAAUGCUCUCGAAGCUUAGACACAGACACCUUGUUUCCUUAAUCGGUUAUUGCGAGGAGAACUGCGAAAUGAUACUCAUCUACGAUUACAUGGCCCAUGGAACACUCAGAGAGCAUCUAUACAAGACCAACAAGCCUCCGUUACCAUGGAAACAAAGGCUCGAGAUUUGCAUAGGAGCAGCUCGUGGUUUGCAUUAUCUCCACACUGGGGCAAAGCACACCAUCAUCCAUCGCGACGUCAAAACAACCAACAUUCUGCUCGACGAGAAAUGGGUCGCAAAGGUCUCCGACUUCGGAUUGUCGAAAACAGGUCCCACUUUAGACCACACUCAUGUCAGCACUGUUGUGAAAGGAAGCUUCGGGUAUCUCGAUCCUGAAUAUUUCAGGCGACAACAACUAACUGACAAAUCCGACGUUUACUCGUUUGGAGUCGUUCUAUUCGAGAUCAUCUUAGCUCGUCCCGCCUUAAACCCAACCCUUCCAAAAGAACAAGUCAGUUUAGCCGAGUGGGCGUUACAUUGUCAUAAAAAGGGUAUUCUCGAUCAACUAACCGAUCCUUACCUAAAAGGAAAGAUUGCUCCUGAAUGCUUUAAAAAGAUAGCAGAGACAGCGGUUAAGUGCGUUUCAGAUCAGGGUAUUGAACGACCCUCCAUGGGGGACGUGCUGUGGAAUCUCGAGUUUGCUCUUCAGCUUCAAGAGAGCGCGGAGGAAAGUGGGAAGGGAAUCGACGGAGGAAUUGGUAUCGACAUUGAAGAUGAUCUGAUUGAUUUGGGAGGAGGUAAGGGGAAGAAAGAUUUAGAAGGUUCAGCCGGUUUUGAUGGAAGCGUAACUGAUUCAAGGAGCAGCGGGAUAUCGAUGAGCAUUGGUGGCCGCAGCUUAGCAAGCGAAGAUUCCGACGGUCUGACACCAAGUGCCGUGUUUUCGCAGAUCAUGAAUCCGAAAGGACGUUGAUCUGAGAAUGAUCGAUGAAAAAGAUUCAUCGAUUUAAGUUGUCUUGUUGUAUUAUACAUGAUGGUGUGUAUUUUUCCAUCAUUCUUUUGUUGUUUGUUCUUGUUGUAUGUGAUAUUGUGUACUUUUAUUUAUUUAUUUAGGAGCAUAAAACAUUGGCCAAAAUUAUUUUGUUUGUUUUGUUGAGGUAUUUUGGAGUUCCACUUCUAUAAAGAAAAUGUUGUUA